Messenger RNA from Aspergillus eucalypticola CBS 122712, 1278 nucleotides. RefSeq lists its product as uncharacterized. The record is from RefSeq and is a predicted model, not a curated record. Gene Ontology annotation, molecular function: nucleic acid binding; zinc ion binding. The transcript is spliced from 5 exons. Lineage: Eukaryota; Fungi; Ascomycota; Eurotiomycetes; Eurotiales; Aspergillaceae. Bases 253 to 1122 code for a protein of 289 amino acids.
UGUGCCAUGCGAGGCGAGGAGUGUGCAAGAAGACGCGUGCAAAGGACGCGUCGGGGGAGGGGAGUGCAUUUCGUACAGAGUAAAGUAGGGCAUAAAUUGACACCCCGGGACUCUCUCAUGGUUCUUUCCUUUUGACCAUUUCAUUCUGUCUUUCCCACUUCUAUUGUUAUUUCAUUUACUUGGCUUAAUUCUUCUCUCUUCUUUGCACACUUGUUACAGUAUUCUUACCAUCGAUACUCAUCACUUCUAACCAUGGACCUCACUGUCUUAAUCUGGGGCCUUGUACAGCCCGCCCUGGCCCAUAUUCUCCGGGAAGUAAUGCGGAACCGAGAGUCGAUCAAGAUGCUCCUUCAGAAAGAGGACACGAUGGAAAGUGUAAUCCGUGGUCUGAAUGAAAUGCUGGAUCAACUUGAAAGGAGAGUUAGCUCUCCCGGCAUGGGAGAUAGCACAGAGACAGAGCUGUUCAACAACUUGGCGAGGAGCGUUCGGAAGUUACAUGGCAAUAUGCAAGAGAUCAGGGAGGCCUAUCGUGAUAAACGGACUGGAUGGCGGUUUUCUGUACAGUCAAUGAAGGACUAUCGCCGUAAUCGGGUAUACAGAAAGUUGCGGGAUCAGUUUAAGGAUGUUGUGAGAGACAUCUAUUAUAUGGAAACUUGUCAGAGGUUUAUAAUACGUCAGGCCGGCGGCGGCGGCGGAAGCAGCAGCAGCGGCAUACAUGUGGAUACUCCCAUGAUUGUGGACACCAACUCUACUACUGCUGAUACCCCGACGGUGAGGGGUCACGGACGGCAGCUCCGAUCUCUUUCUUCGUCCCAGAUCAACAGACAAGGAGGAGGUCAUAGAUCUAGCAGGGCGUAUGAGGCACAGAAGUCCAGGGUUAUUACCCCCGUUCCUAGUUGGAGAGGCCUCUCUCAGACUCGCAGAGACAUGAACAAGGCUAUCUUUCGCCGGCAGAAGCAAGGCAAGUGUCGUAACUGUGGGUGGUAUGGCCAUCGGGAGUAUAAAUGUUUCAAUCGCUGUGGUAAAUGCAAUCGUACAGGACAUAAAAUCUCCGAAUGUCCGGGAGACGUUGUCUGCUAUUCUUGUGGAGAAGUGGGCCAUAUGCAAGGUGACUGUGAUUGAACAAAGCGUUCUGGGAAUAUAACACCCGAAAGUAUACAAGAUACGGAGUAAUGGAUGUUUAGACUGUGUCGUUUUGCUUGUUCUGCUUGUUGUGGCGUUCCGUUCAGACCAGACUGCCAGUAGAAAGAAUUGAUUUCAGUAUGCUUUGGAAGUGGG